Molecule: messenger RNA, 1721 nt
Organism: Trichosurus vulpecula (common brushtail)
Lineage: Eukaryota; Metazoa; Chordata; Mammalia; Diprotodontia; Phalangeridae
Product: myelin-oligodendrocyte glycoprotein-like
Exons: 8
Coding region: 78-1088 (336 amino acids)
Biological process (GO): T cell receptor signaling pathway; regulation of cytokine production
Cellular component (GO): external side of plasma membrane
Molecular function (GO): signaling receptor binding
Source: RefSeq, a predicted model, not a curated record
AGAAGAGGCCCUUUUCUCCUGCCACGUUCCUCAGUUUCCCUCGGACAUACGUAGCAGCCUGCCACUCCCCAGCUUACAUGACUGGUUUUCUGGGAUCGCAUGGGUCAGCCCCACCUCUGCAACAGAUACCUCCACUAUUCUUGAGUUUCUAUCUCCCUAAAAUGUUUCUUGACAUGAAUGGACCUCUUUGUGCAUGGGGCAGAAGGAAUGCAUACGUGUUGGAGUGGAGGGGCAUUCUUAAGGGUUCCUCAGGCUCCUUCUUCCAUAAAAUGGUAUCAUUUCAAGGUGUGAUGGAAAUUCUACGUCCUUUUGGAGCCUGUCUCUCUACUUCUCUCAUAGCCUUCUUUUUCCUCCUCAUCAUGAUGCCUAAAAUGGCCUUAGGGGAGUUCAGAGUGAUUGGACCUGCAGGACCCAUUCAGGCCUCACUUGGGGGAGAGGCAGAGUUACCAUGUUACUUGUCCCCACCUCAGAGUGCUCAGCACAUGGAAGUGAUCUGGUUGCAAUCCACUCAGAUGGUACAUCUCUAUCAAGAUGGAGAGGAUCAUUUUGGAGACCAGGCCCCUGAUUACCAAGGGAGGACAGAGCUGAUGAGAGAUGCUAUCACAAGUGGGAAUGUCACCCUGAAGAUACGAGAUGUGAGACUCUUGGAUGCAGGAAAAUACACAUGUCUCAUCGCAGAUGGUUUUUACCAAGAGCAAGCUGACGUGGAGCUGAAGGUCUUAGGUGAAGAACCUGAGUCACCGACUGUGCUACCAGAACCAUUUAUAUUCAUUUAUAGCAUUUUCUCCGUGUCAUAUUUAGGUCUCUUUUGUUAUAUUCUGCAUUCACAAGUGUCUUGUAUCAGGUCACUUUCCAGGCCGUGUGAGGUCAAUGGGAUCCUGACUGUGACUUUGGCAUUUGAAGUUGAAGUGAUCCUUUGUUACCUGUGGGUACUUGAUAGAUGCAUAGGGUAUGUUCAUCAGAAGGAAUCACUUUCGUUUGGCAAGAGUUCCUGGAUACUAUUUUUGUUGCUAACAUUAAGGAUUGUGUCAGUAAUUACAUUAGAAUGUUUGUCAUCGCACCGCAUGAGUCUUCUGAGCAGACAAUAAAGUAAUUUCAGGUGGGGACUGCAUUUGACUUAAUUACAGGGACUACAUGGAAGCUUGGAGGAAGCAUUGCAUCCAGCCAUGGAUGAUUAAUCACUGAGGAAUUUGCAAUGAUAGAUGCCUGCUGAGCCAGCACAGAUGAUGCCUCAUCAAAUAUACAAAAAGCAAGCUAAUAACCUUCUUGACUCUCUUUUCCAUUCUAGCCUUGAAGCUUGAGGGCUCUUUAAUGUUGCAUUGGGAGAAUCAAGUUGGGAAAGGGAUGAUCAUCCUCUUUUCCAUCCAGCUGCCAUGUAUCUAUGAUCACAUGGUCACUUCUGACUCUUGUGUAUUUGUUCUGUCCUGACUUUGCUUCUUUGCCCCAGCUGGAUAUGUCAAGCACUGGCUGGGACCUGGUGAUUGGAAAGGUCUGAAAUUCCUGAGUUCCAGUCAGCAAUUGGGUGUCCAAAGAGACUAUUUCUGCAUCAGAGAAGAUGCAGAAGGAUGUCUGACCCAAGCCUGGCAUUUGAUCUGACAAUGUCCAAGGUGAAGUGUAAAGUGUCUGCUUAAUGAAUUGCAAACUGCCUUACAAGACAGCUAGGUGACACAGUUGAUAGAGUGCUGACUCUGAAGUUAGAAAGACUCAUCUUUUUGAGUUCA